Molecule: messenger RNA, 17192 nt
Organism: Spirometra erinaceieuropaei
Lineage: Eukaryota; Metazoa; Platyhelminthes; Cestoda; Diphyllobothriidea; Diphyllobothriidae
Source: the annotation of a GenBank genome assembly
AUGGUCGAGAGUGGUGUCCCCCAGGGUUCAGUGCUGGGACCCAUUUUGUCCCUCGUCUACGUGGACGAUGCCGCAAGAGCUUUAGACUGCGAAGUAGCAAUGUUUGUCGAUGGCAUGAAGAUAUGGAGUGUAAUUGAGGGUCCUGCCGACGAAGACAGACUGAAAAUGAACCUGAAUCGAUUGGAGGACUGGUCAAACCGUUGGCUCAUGCGGUUCAACGAUGCCAAAUGUAACAUACUUCGCCUAGGCAAGACAGCCAGAUCCGCCAGCACAAGAAACUACUUUCUGGGCGGUGCAGCCCUACAAGAGGUCAAAGCCCAAAAUGACCUCGGUGUGCUGACGACGAUUUCCCUAAAGCCAUUCGCCCACUGUUCGAGAGUGGCAAAAACCGCAGCGUCCGUACUAUGCGCUAUCAAGCGUGCGUUUGUCGACUUUGACGAAGAAGCUUUCUCAAAGACAUUCGGAACAUUCGUCCGGCCGCAUUUAGAGUACGGCAUACAAUCCUGGAGACCGCGGGCGGUUGAGGAUCAAAACUGCCUCAAAAGAGUUCAGAUGAGAGCCACGAAGAUGGUUAGGGUUCAAAGUUCCUUUCCUUAUGCAACUUGCCUAGUAAAUCUGAACCUCUUUCCUUUGUGUUACAGGCAACUUCCCGGGGAUUUCUUGCAAGCCUUCCGCAUUGUAAAGGGUUCGGAUUGCAGUCUGGCCUUAGAGGACUUUUUCGAAUCUCCUUCCACGACCAACCUCCGAGGUCACCCACUAAAACUGCGCACUCAGCAGGCAGUGCUGGAUGUGCGGAAGUUCUCCUUCUCUGUUCGAGUGGUCAAACCAUGGAAUGCCCUUUCCACAGAUGUUUUGAUGUUACCAUCACUACAAGGUUUUAAAAAGUAUCUCGACAUAUUUAUGUUCCGAAAUAACCAAGAGCGAUGAGAAGUAGAGCUCACACUCUCUAAAUCGUUUUCAUUUUGUCCUCUCAUUAUGGACAUGUUUGAGUUAUUUCAGCCCAGAACAUUGGCCCCAGUUCCAUCUAGCUCUUAAAAUGAGCACAUUAUCACUGAGUCAGCUGAAACCAGCCUCGUUAAAGCGCCCCCCCCCAAGAAGCAAGGACUGCUUAAAUGCGGCUCCCAAAUUUAUGAGGGAGCUUAAUCUUAACAGUAAAGAUGAGCCAGUCCUAGAACCACAACCGACCCCUAGUACUCAGAAUAAUAAACUAGUUACUCAACCUAGAUCGAAUCCAUCGCGUUCCCGCGCCUGGUCACUCAGGUCUGACCUUGCGGUCAGGUCAAAUAAGCCGGAUGAUAGUUCAGGGAGAUCUUUACCUGUCCCUAUCCCGAAUUCUCAACAUAAUGUAAACACCUCUGUUUUGAAGCCCACUUGCACACCAGCCUGCAAAAUGCAAGUAAACUGUUUCUCAAAACCUUUAAUUCCGCUACCUAACAUAAACUACCCCUCAUAUUAUGCUAAUAAUUCACAAAAUCCUAUUUUCAUGCCUCCUAUUUUUCCCAUCCAACAAAAUAGCUUUCCUCUUCCUGAGUCCUGUUCAAAUGUUUUUCCAAACAAUGCUGCAUCUCUAGUUAUUGGUAAUUACCCCACAAAUUUUAGACCACACCAACUUUGUCUUCCACCAAUUACUUCGUCCCAACAGCUUAAUUUUGCACCACCAGCUCUCCCUUUUUAUAAGUAGCAAUGAGCGGAACCUACAUAUUAGGAAUACGCUCAGUAUUGCCUCUCUCAACGCAAGAUCAGUCGUGCGGAAGAUGGCACAAUUAAGAAGUGUGGCUGUUGAGUUUGACCCAGUCAUAUUGCGCAUUACUGUGUCUUGGGAGCACUCUCUAAUUUCCGAGACGGCGCUCGCUAGAGAUAAGUCCAGUGUAUACCAACAUGGCCUUGUUGAAAAACAUGGCAAUGGUUGCCUUCUUUAUUUGAGAGCCUCACUUACACAGUCGCCGUAUGACCUGAACACUUCCAACUUCUCUGGAAAUUUAUGUUUCGAUUCGAUAAUACCUCCGCAAAAUAGGAAAGCCAUAGUCGGAUGUGUAUAUAAUCCUCCUUGUUACUCCGGAAAUGAAAGCCAACUCUGUGAACUCUUUAAGGAAAUUUCAGAGGCUCCUUUCGAUGUCAAGAUUAUCGUAGGCGAUUUUAAUUUGCCAAAAAUUGACUGGCACACACAUGCUUCCUCUCCUAAAUUCCAGAAGAUUCUUGACACCAUUUACUUCUCAAACCUGUCUCAACUAGUCCACACUUCGACAAGAAACGAUAGCGUAUUGGACUUAAUUUUCACUAAUGACACCUUCCCUCUAUCUAUGGAUCUCUCUCAUGACCUUUUCGCAAGUGAUCAUGCAUUAAUUUAUUGUCGCCUUCCAGUUGCCAUUUUCGCAAAGCUGACAGUACAGCGCAGCAUUUUUGACUUAGCUAAUAUUAACAAGGAAUUAGUAAAUAACGUUACAAGCACUCUUGAUUGGCACAAUAUUUUUUCGAAUAAUGAUCUUAAUUUUUUCAACAAUUUAUUACAAUGGGUAACAGAAGGUCUUCUCGACAUAAUUCCACGGAAGACGUUCAAAUCGAGUACCACUUCCACCGCUGUCCCACGCUUUCUUAAAAACAGACUUAAAAAGCUACAGAAGCAGCUUAAAUAUCCUUCUGUGAGCCCAUGAUCAGUUCAUCUAAGAAUCGUCGGAAUAUUUGAAUUAGCUUCGAAAAUGAGACUUGCGCGAGAUAGGCGUAGAGAGUCUUUAGCUGUUAAUGACGUGAAUGUUUCUAAAUCAGUUGCUCAGAUCUUCCAUCAAAGAUCAUCUGCUAAGUCCCACCAAGUCAUUCCGCCUUUGCUUAGUACCAACGAUAUCUUCAUUACAGAGGAGUAAGGCAAGGAGAAAUGUUAAAUUCUUUCUUUGCCAAACAUUUCACCAUCGGAACUGGCCAAUUUCCUUUAAUUCCUCCGUUGUCUGAUGCAUCUCUAGGCAUCAUUAAUUUUCUUCUGAAACUAUUCAAAAACUGAUAAACCAUCUUUUUAACUCUCACUCAGUAGGUACGGACAAUAUCCCAAAUUCUCUUAUAAAACAGCUACGAGAUUUUCCUCCUCUGCUUAGCAAACUCUUUUCAGUAUUCCUCGUAAAUGGCCUCUUUCCUGACUAUUGGAAAACUGCUAUUAUUAUUCCUGUAUUUAAGUCUGUCUGUCGUACUUAUGUUCAGAAUUAUCGAGGUGUCCAUAAAACGCCUUUUCUCGCUAAAACCUCUAAAAAAAUUAUCGCCUUAAAAAUUACUGACUUUUGUAUAGCCAAUCAAAUUAUUAGCCCUUCCCAGCGUGGUUUUUUACGAGAUCGCUCUUGUGAAACAUGUCAUCUGUCGUUUCUCAAUCUACUUACCUCUCUUCGUAAUGACCAUCUAUCUGUUAUCCCUAUUUAUUUUGAUCUUCGUAAAGCCUUUGAUAAGGUGCGACAUAAAAGACUCUUGGUUAAAUUAGAAGCUAUGGGAAUUCGCAGUCCACUAAUAGACUUUACCAAGCCAUACCUGUCUAAUCGUAAACAAAAGGUUUUGGUGGGAUCUUCACUUUCCAGUGAAAACCCUAUUGUAAGUGGUGGCCUACAAGGCACCGUUUUAGGUCCUCUUUUGUUCUUGCUUUACAUAAAUGAUACCUCGGCAGCAGUUAUGCAUUCCAUAUCAUUUUUUAUGUCCAUGAUCUUAAAUGUGUAUAUUCUUUCAAUAAAUCAACUAGCCUUCAUUGUCUGGAACAAAUCCAUGUUGAGUUGCUUGGUCUCUCAGCUAGGGGUUCAAAAUGGCUAAUGGAAUUCUCUCCGUCUAAAUGUCGCUAUGUGUUUUGGACCUGAUGGGCGACCUCAACCAGUGGUCUUUCAAGGCACACCUAUGACUGAAUGUACCACCGUCAAGGAUUUAGGUUUAAGCUACACUAAUAAUCUUGAUUUCUCGACACACGCUGACAGAAUUACAGCCAAAGCUGCCCAGAUUUGUGGCUUUAUUUCUUACAAUUUCUACCUUCCUGAAAUUAAAUUAAGACUUUAUCGUAUGUUUGUACUUCACAUUUUUGACUGUUGUUGCCCAUUCUUUGGUUUGAUGAAUGAGGCUAUUCGUUUAAAAAAUGAAAAUGUUCAAAGACGUUUUUCUAAAAAACUUUUAGAUAGGGAACAUCCAAAUAUCUCCUAAUCAGAUAGAUGCCAGCUACUUAACCUAAAACUUUUAUGGGUUCGAAGAUUAGCAGCAGGCUUCUGUCUCCUCUUUCGCAUUAAUAAUAGUUCAAAUCUUCCUCAGAUUUCAUCACUUACCCCUAGUAGUCGCCCAUACAAUCUUCGCAACUCGCCCUUGAUUAUACCUCCGCCAGCUUCCUCCACCUCUAAGCGCUCUCUUUUUUCGCUUCCAGAUAAACUUUCCUCUGGAAUAACCUUCCAGACGAAGGUUAUCUAAAUACUGAGUCGAUUAAACUUUUAUUUUCCUCAUCCUUCCCGGACAACCUUCUCUAUGGCACUAAGAAAGGGCCACUGGGGAUUUAGGACGCCGCCAAUAACUUUCGGUAUCUGCUCACAUUUCCUUCCUUUGUGAGUCGUAUCGCUUCCUAAGAUCCCUCACCAGCAAUGUUAAUUUUUCCAAUUUUUCAGUUCAUGCAUCGUGCCCUCACAGAAUGCGCUCCAUCGACGCUCUUGGCGAAGCCUUCUGUAUUCGCCAUAUACUAGUAGUCUGGUCGCAUCUACCUUGCCCCAUCCUCGGAUGGACUCGGAUGAAUGUAACCGACCGCAUCUGGGUUCAUGUCGCCUCGAGACUGGUUUUCAAUUUCGCCACUUAUUUGCCUAAUUCAAGGCCGCAUAUAGGCCAGUCCUGCCUGACCCGCAUACUUACCCCUUCAUGAAAUCCGUUACACAAUACCAUAUACAGCGACGAUUUUCACGGUUUUUGAUGUCAUCUCCCGUAUUUCAACCUCAUGCUGUCUGUCGACGCUCAAGGCGAAACCCUCAGUAUUCGCCUUAUACUAGAAGUUUGGUCGUACCUCCCUUUCCCACUCCUCGGCUGGGCUCGAGACGUAUUGUGGCCGAUCGCAUCUGCAUUCCUCUCGUCUGGCCUCUUUGACGCGAAUAGUCUCAUCUGGCGUAUUAAUCCUGCCCUGACGAGGUCGGUUCUGAAUCGCGUAUACAAUACCACAGGCAUGCCAGUCCUGUCCGACCCGCAUACGUACCCCUCAAGGCUGACAUUUAUUUCUGCCCUGACGAUGUCCGAUUAUAAUCCGUUAUAUACCGCCACAUGCAGGCCAGUCCUGCACGCAUUUUUCUGUUAUUACUUUUUAGCGAGUGGUUAUUUUCCUCCUGUAAAAUUAAUCCAGUCAUUUUUAAAUUUUUAUGUGGAGUUUCUUUCACCUCUCGCAAAUCAUAGUUCUUAACGGACUACUAAUUCAGAAACUAUGAAUUGCAUUUUGAACAGAUUUUGCCUACCUCGUCUAAAAUUCGCAAGUAAAUUUAUUUUUACUUGCUUUGAUGGGGUCCCGAAGGGUCUUUAAUAAAAAUUAUUAUUAUCUAUCUGUAUACCACACAUUUUUAACGCUGCAAAUAGGGUACUCAAAGGCCAACGCCUAUUUCCCUCAAUAAACUGAACUGAACUGACAUUUGGACAGUGCCUGCCCCUUCUGGACGUCCUUUUGGUCGAAGAGCAGAUGGGACAGUUAGUGGAAGCAUAUUUCGCAAGAAAAUAUGCAUAAGGCAAUAUGCAAAUUUCUGCAGUUUUGUUUCGCUAAGCCAGAGGCGAAGCUUGGUCUGAAAUGAAACUCUUAUCUCACCAGCCGAGCUAGGAGAAUAUUCACUACAGAUAGGCUUGACAAUGAACUUGCUAUUAGACAAAACAUACUGAGAGAUGAUGGCUAUUUUGAAGAUUUUAUCAACAGAUAUGUGGAAGAACGUCCUCUUAAAUCUGAAAUGUCGAUGGUUGAGAAGGAAAAGUUACUUCUAUCACUGCCAUUUCGAGGAGGUCCGGCGAGUGCAUUUCUACAUCUUCGCCUAAACGUUGUUAUCACGCACACGCACCCAGCCGCUAAGAUAAGACUAGUUUUCACAAGCACUCCUCUUCUAGGCCUUAGAAGCAAGGAUAGGCUGCCUUUUGGACCUCUUCAAUGUGCGUCUACGCCUUCACUUGCUCUUGUGGGGCAGGUUAUAUUGGUUGAAAGACUAGGCGUCCAUCCAAACGAAUGUGAGAGCACCAUCCUACCUGGUAAAAUCAAGUUAUGGAAAAGUCCACACCUAGCACAACUGUGGCUACUUGGUUGACAGUGGCCAUCGGGUAGACGUCAACCAAGCAUUCCGAGCAUUCCGAAUAACUAAGUAUAUUUUGUGCUGACUGUAUGUAAUUGCAUUUGUAAUCUCAACUGUGCAUAAACAGGGUCACCCAGCGAUCGACUCGUAACUCUUAAAAAAACUGAAGGUGGUGGGUUUGUGGUCUUACGCUGGUAAAAUAAUAUCUGUUAGGGUGCAUAUGAUACUGAAAAUAUUUUAAUAAGAUUGUUAUCUGAACUCGAAUUUUGGACGUACAGUUUUCAAUAGGAACUUCAAAGGCAAUGUCUAGUACCCUUAGAUAUAUUACUAUAUCUGACUAAGGUGGAUGCCUUCACAUAGUAUUUCGCAAAUCCGUUUACCUAGAUAAAUUUUAUUAUCUAGAGCAGUCAUGUUUGGUAAAGUUGCACAGCGCUGACAGCGACAGCACUGUCAGCUGUGCAUCUUUGUUAAAAUGUUUAUUAACUCUGUUUGUUUUCAACAGAAUACACAUCUCGUUAUAAUGGAAAUUGAAACUAGUUUUAGGAAGCCACUUUCUCUACUUUCACUGUCUCGAACAGUGCUCAUAUACCCCACAGAAGCACAGUCCACAAAGACUCAGUUCUCGGAACAUUGCCGAUCAUCCUUUACGUUAAUGACAGCCUUCUGGAACUCGACUGCGGUAAAAUAAUGUUUACCGACGACGUUAAGCUCUGGCAAUCCUCUAAGAGUCCAAAUGACCAGAGGGCUCUUCAAAACAAUCUGCACCGACUGCAAGCGUGGGCAGAGAAUUGGCUUCUAGAUUUCAAUGUUCGAAAGUGUGCCGUCCUUCAUCGGCGUCCAAUCAACUGUCAUUCAAAUGUUAGCAGCAGGGCAUAUCACCUGAAAGGCAUUAGGCUUCCCGCAGCAUCUUCGCAGAAGGAUCUCAGCGUUUAGAUGCAGAACGACAUGAAACCAGCACUGCAGUGCAGCAAGCCUGCAGAAAAUGCCAUGGGAGUGCUUCAUGCAAUCAAAGGGGCGUCCGUAACCUUUGACAAAGACCUCUGUGGGGACGCCUACGGCACCCUUGUUCGACCCCACUUAGAAUAUGGCAUUCAAGCGUGGCGUCCAUAGCUAGUAACGGACUGAACAUGCCUUGAAAGUGUAGAACGUCGUGCAACAAAGCUGGUAAACGGUUUAAAAAGUCAAUCCUACAUUUACAGACUAAAUUGCCUUAAUUUAUUACCUCUGUGUUGCAGGCAACAAAGAGGUGAUCUUAUCCCCGUCUACAAGAUAAUACAUGGCCUUGGCUUUGAGGACGUUUCAAUGGCUCCUUUCACCCAAUCUUCGUGGUCACUCGAUGAAGCUACGGACAACGAUGUCUAGGCUGGAUCUUCCUUCUGAGUUUUCCACGCAAAGAGAUGUGGAGAAAUGAAACGAUCUCCCUCAAUCAGUCGUGGAGGCGACGUCCACGCAACUCUUCAAGGAGCGAUUGUAUGAUUAUUUGUGCUCCCUAUUUUCCCUCGACAGUCUGAACCUGACCUGAAUACCCCGCGAUCCCCUGGACGUUUUACCUGGAACAUUGCUACUCCAAUGAAUCAAGUACUAUUUUAAUAGCGUCCGUGUACAGUUGUAUCUAGCGAGUUGACAUGUAACCAAUAGGGUUUCCAAGGCCUUUCCUAUUAUCCUUAUCAAAUAAACUGAAGUGAACGAUCUGCGAACACCGCAGGAAAGAAAUGGUCACAGUUACAGAACGAUCACUUGGAUAAUUCAAACUUCGUCCCACUUUCUCUUAUAUGCUUAAAGGUGUCGUCAUAAACAACCAUCUACCUUGCAGACUUUUACAGAGGUGACGAAGGUCAUCGUUGGACGAGGUAUUAUACCAGUUCUGUGAAGGCAAGUCCUCGCCAGUAGGUUACAGUUGCUGACGCACUUUAGAAUAUAGGGAAACAAAUGUAAACGAUUAAGAUGCCGGUUAGGCCUUUGAUGCGUGAAUCAUCUGCUUUCGCCAUUUGCUAGUUUGGUCGGUCACCGAAGAGAUUUCGGGGUCGCAUUUUGCCUCCAACGCUUUGAUGACCGCCCUAGAGUUUCAUGCCCCCUCCCCGGCUGGACUCUAAGCGGACUGUGUCCGAUCGCGUCUAGGUUCCUCUGUCUUGAAACUUCGAGGCGGAUAACCUCAUUCGCUUUAGGAAGCUCUGCCUUGACUAUUUGCGUUUUGAAUCCCUUAUCAAGGGCCUUAUCCUCAAAACUAGAACAGAAUUCGAACGGGAUCUGCUUAACCGUGCUGCGGAGUACCCUAAAUUAUUCUACGGUUACAUUAGGCAGUGCACGCGGAACAAGGACCCAAUACCCCUGCUAAGGACUGCUGAAGGCGAACAUCUCACUGACGACAGGGCGAAAGCUGAUCACCUUUCAGAAUUUUGUCGGUCUGUUUUUAGUAGCGAAACAGGAUUCAACCCUUCGGCCCUUCAAUCCUUCGAAGACACCCCAAUUAUAGAGACCGUCCAGUUCACUGAGGGUAUGGUUCUGACGGAGUUGCUGAGGCUAAAUGAAUCCAAAUCACCAGGCCCCGAUGAGGUUCCGGCGAAGAUUUUGGAGGAAUUCGCCUGUGAGUUGUCUAAGCCACUAUCCAUGCUUUUCCAUACCUCCCUUGAGACCGGAUAUCUGCCACCCUACUGGAAGUCGGCGUGGAUUACGCCGCUGUACAAGGGCGGAAGUCGGGUCUCUGCGAACAAUUACAGACCGGUCAGUCUCACCUCCAUUUGCUGUAAGAUUAUGGAGAAGAUAAUAAAGCAACAAUUAAUGCAGUUCCUUGAACAAAACCAUUUGCUUUCCGAUUCUCAGCAUGGAUUCUGCAAAAGCGGAUCCUGUGUGACAAACCUGCUCUACUGUCUCGAACACUGGACUAGGGCUGUUGAUAGAGGAGAUAUGAUGCAUGUCAUCUAUAUCGACUUUAAAAAGGCCUUCGAUAGUGUGCCUCACCACCGCCUUCUAUACAAACUUAGCCGUGCAGGAGUGCGAGGUAAGCUUCUGAUGUGGAUUCGGAGCUUUUUAGUCGGCCGCUCUCAAGCCGUCCACGUCAGUGACCAACAAUCUGCCGAGGUUGCCGUUAAGAGUGGUGUUCCCCAAGGCUCUGUUCUUGGCCCUACACUGUUCCUCGUAUACGUCAAUGACUGCGCAAACGAACUGAAUUGCGAUGUCGCAAUGUUUGCCGAUGACAUAAAGAUCUGGAGUACCAUACGAAGCGAAGUUGACGAGGCGCGACUGCAGACAAAUCUGGACCACCUUGGGCAAUGGUCGAAAAACUGGCUUCUACCGUUCAACGUAAACAAGUGUAAUUUCCUACGCGUCGGCAGAACCAGUUCUCCUAACUACACGGUCUACCGUCUGACUGGCAAACCACUGUAAGAAGUCGACGCCCAGAAGGACUUGGGUGUAUGGAUCACAACCUCGCUUAAGCCUUCGCUGCAAUGUUCAAAGGUAGCCAAGUCGGCGAUGUCCAUUCUAUACCUCGUCAAACGGGCGUUCUCCUCCUUUGAUGAAGACUGCUUCGCCAAGGUCUUUCAGACUUUCGUCCGACCGCACCUGGAGUUUGCUAUCCAAGCAUGGAGACCCUGGACCGCUAAAGACUUGGGCAUACUCGACAAAUUUCCACGGCGAGCAACGAAACUUUUAUCUGGGCAGUGGUCGCUACCCUACGAAACACGAUUAGCUAAUCUUGACCUCUUUCCAUUGAGUUACAGACAACUACGUGGGGACCUGAUACAAGCUUUCCGCAUUGUGCGCAAUCAGGGCUGCUGCCUCGCAUUUGGAGACUUCUUCGAGUUGGCGACUACGACUAACCUGAGAGGCCAUCCACUCAAACUGCGUGUGGCUGGUGCCCGGAUAGACACCCGAAAGUUCUUCUUCUCCAACAGAGUGGUUGCAACUUGGAAUGCCUUGCCUGAGGAUGUUGUUAUGUCGGGCUCCGUACAUACUUUUAAACGGAGGCUAGAUCAGCAUUGGAGCGCGCACCACAAUAACGCCGGACUACGGUCACCUUGAUAGCCAACGUUGACAAUUUAGUGCUAUUACGAUGCUACUACCAACAUUCAAGUAACAUGUGUUUAUGUAAUUUAUUAAUUGUGAACCGCGUCGCACACCGCUGCUCGCAUUCACCACGAUGCCUGUAGACUAAACAAUUUUACUUCUUUUCCCGUAUCUUAAGUGUGCCUCAACUGUUCGCUGUAUUUGAUCAACAAAGCAAGUUAAUGUGCCUCUAAAUUCUGUUAACGCAUGACAUUCUGUGUUCAUCUGUACAGUUUUUGCUAUUCCCCUCGCAUUUCUUUCAUGUUUCUUCCUUUCGAUUUCCUUCAUAUAUAUAUAUAUCCUCUGCAUGUAACCAAUAGGGAUUUCAAAGGUACACACCUACUUUCCCUGAAAUAUACUGAUACUGAUAUUAAAUAGAGACCAGUCCCCUUCGACCCUCAUUUUUCCCCUUCGUGAGUGGCAGUUUAUUUCUCCUCAAAUAUUAAUCAAUUUACAUUCGUCUAGUGUUUCCACAAGGGGUUUUUUUUUGCUCGCUGACCGUUUUUAUAUGUGGUUUUUUAUUCUACAACCGUGAACUGAAUAAUGUGCAGAACAUGUCUACUUGCUCUAAAAUUUACUUGAAAGUUUACAUUUACCUGCUAUGAUGAGAUCCACAAGGGCCUUUUAAUAAAAUCAUUUAUUAAUUUAAUAGGGCGCACUCAUAGAAGGAUAACGUCGGCUGCACGGUUAGCUGCACGUCCGCUGGUGGAAUGGAGGUGCGGGGCGCUCAGCAGUGGAAAAACACCCAUACCUCAGUUGCUGCGCCUGCGGGGAAUCCUCUAGUCCAGACAACAAAAACGACAUUGGAAUUCUGACAGUCAAAUACAGAACUUGGAAACUCCAGAUUUCGCAUUCACCUGCAGCAUAUCCAUAUAUUUACCGUACAAUGCAGUAGGUAUCCUUCUUUUAAUGCCCCGAAAUGCAUAUACUGGAUGAUUUUGUAAAACCCAUAUUUUACACGCUCUUUGGAGUUGAAAUUAUUCUGCACGUUUAUUUUGAAGGCCGAAAGCUUAUGGACGAUCUCUGCUGGUUGAAAGUUAUGGGGUUAUAAUGACUUCGUAGACUAUUAACUGAGUCACUGCUGAAUGCAGAGGUGACUGCCGUCUAGAAUACCAAUGACAGUGACAGAUUAUCAGACCUGGAGUCUGUUUUCUCAAAGCGACUGAAAGGGUCGCUUGAUAAUUUCGCCCAAAGCGUCCAGGAAAAAAUUCGACCGAGAACUUCACAAGUGAGUUAGCUUCGACAUUUUUGAAACUUCUCUUGUCCUAUGGAAGAAAUCCCUGACUUUCCUCACCGAACCGGAUUACAUCCUCGCAGCCACCUCUAACGGGAUAAGUAAUCACCAGAAUAUAUUUUUUCUUAUUUCUUCCGCAAAAUUUUCAAAUUUAGCUAUUAUAAUAAUAACUCCCCAUCUCUAACGCAGUCGCCAUUUGGACGUUUAAAUGAUACGCACAAUACUGGGUUUGGAAGGCUAUAAAUGGAUAACGAAGAUAAUCUGGAAGGAAUAGGUAAAGCAUAUGGAUUGUGUUGAGCAAAAGAUGCGUAUGUACUGUUUAACGUGCGGAUUUCGGCAUUCCCCGGAUUGUCUUAAAAAACCAGUGUCCACUCGAUAUGGGUUAGGCGGAUAAAACCGAUGUCUAAUCGGUGUACGUAUCUCAAAAAGUAGAUAUUUGCUAGAUAUCACUUCGAUAGAAUUCGUUACCAGGGUGUUUGUGGAAUUUGCAGUGCCUAGACUGGAUCCUAGGCACAUGUGAUUUAUUAUUUCAGAUACAAUAAUAUUUUAUAUCCAACGAAUUUGAUUGCAAGUUUAAAGGCGAACGAAAAUUGCGAACACUGAAUUUUGUCUGAGGUGGAGUAGAGCGCACGAAAUCAAUUCAGUAGGCUUGUGAUGGGUAACGAUGUGAAGUCCAGGUUGGACAAUGCCAACAGGACUGGAUCACUUCAGUUCAGCGGUCUAAAAUUAACAAAAGUAUGCCUGUUGUUUUAGAUCAUUAUGUGCAGGUACCCGACGAAGUUAGAAAGGUCCCUAAUUUACGCAUCGUGGAUCUCUCUUUGAACAAAAUUCGAACUGUUGAUGUUUGGAUCGGCCUGCUAAAACACGUAAAACUUCUUAAUCUUAGUGACAAUCGAUUGAGUACGUGCCCUCCCUUUUUACUAUUAUAACAACGGACAUCACGUAUACUAAUUUCCCAAUCGCCAAAUAAUUGACGGGGCCACCGUAUGCAGACCGUCCGUAGCCUCCUUGAAUAUUCGUUUAACAAGACAAAACAGUGUGUUAGACGUUAUAUGCAUAUCUAAAAAAUCUCAUAUCGGUUACGGUCAGUGGCAGCAAAGAAAAUCACCAGCAGGAGCUUGGUGUAUGUUUAAAUUGAACAUAACAGCCAAGACAUUUUUAUAAAGUGUGAGUCUCUAUUAUGUACAAAAGUAUAGAAAAAGUGAAAGAAGAGGACAUCCAGUUGGCAACAAACACAUUAGAAUCGCACAUAGCGUGUCGGAGGCAACGGGCACCCGACCCGCUGGCGUCAGGUGUUAUUUUAGCUGUUAAUCACAUCCUAUGCAUGGAAGUCACCUGCAUAUUCUGGGCCUUAUCUCUAAGGAAGGACAGUAUUCGAUCAGUGCAACAGUCACUAUUAAUCUGGGCCUUCGGACCUGUUCAGAAGGCAACAAUCAGAAAAUGGAACAACACUAACAGACGUGGUCUUUCGCACUUCCGUAAGAGCGAUUUUGGAUGGAUGCGGCACCGCUCCACUUGGUAACCUACGCACAGCGCGUAAUACGCGAGUUUUCGUCGUUUUUUGGGUUUUUGUCAGAUAUUCAGGCCUCCAGUAGGAAUCGCCCUGUCCUGUUUUCGGCCCGCGUUUUCAUCUGCAUGCUCAUGAGAUUGAAUGCGUGGCCAUCUGCAGGGUGUGGACACCAAACUGGGACAGCAGGUUGCUCCGCCGUGCCGUACUGUUCAUGCGUUUUUCGUUGUUCAGUCUUAUCUGUCAAACAUCAGAGACAGCAGUGGUAUUAAAUACGAUAGACUACACCUCAUCCGCAUUCGGUUGGUCCCUCACCGGAACGACUUGCGCGCAGUAGCCUCCGAAUGAUUGUGGGUUGCCGCAAAGUGUGUUUCCAUUGAAUCUGCCAAACGUUUUCCUCCUGGUCACUGCUCUUAUUCUAAGUGGAAAGCAGGGUAGGUCAAACUUGGAAUGCCUUCUUUCCGAGACUGGGUAGAUUUUCGUGAUAAGGGUCUCCAAUUUAGUUUGCAUCGUCUAAGUGGGAGGGAACCAGCGGGUCCUUGCUCACUAUUACCGCCAUACUGCGUUUAAAUUGGCCUUUGAUGACGUCGCUAUCAAGUGAACUGCAUAUUCUACGCUCAACUAUCGAUAUAGCGUGUUCAGCAAGAACUCAUGAGGUGCCGAAAUCUCGUACUGUGCCAGAUUAAAUGCGGACUUCUUGUUUCGUACUUCACGACUACUUUCGGCGUGUCCUGUCCACAAACUUGGGUUAAAUGGAUUCCAUGGGGGGAGGGGGGGGGGGGAUAAAUGGUGGAAUAAUAUCUUAUGCAUUCGACCAACGCUUCAAAUCCAACCCAAUCUUUAGAGCAUAUUUUGUUGCCUUUAUUUCAGCAUGUUGCGUGUCCUGUCGCCUUUACUGUAAAUUGGGGGUCUAGAGUAUGUGGCCAUUUCCGUCAACCUAAGUGUUUAUGCCUAUCUAGUAGGCACGCUUAUUCUGCGCACUGUAAAAUACCCUCACUUUCCAGGUUAUUUGCCCGUCGAGGUGACCCAACUGACGAAGCUGGAAACACUAUUGGUGUCAAAGAACAUGUUAAAGACCCUGGCACCACCGUCAUCGCUUGCCAACUUCUCUGCGCUUACCAACCUGCGCACCGUUGAUUUCUCCUUCAACUGCCUCACCGAUUUUCCCGUGGAGUUGUGUACCUCAUCCGUCCCCCUCGAUCAUCUCAAUCUGUCGAACAACCAAAUUAGUGUCAUACCCACUUGCGUGGAAGCACUUCAGGUUGAACCCCUUUCUCUGAAUGGGCUAGUUAUUAUCAUGUUGCUUAGUUAACCGCAUUUGGAGCUUCCGAAACCACGAUCCUUGUUAUCAUCGUCAUUAUUGUUGUUAUUAUUAUUAUUCAUAACACUCAUACACAGACCUCCAGUGCUUGGUGAACGGUACUCACUAAGUCUCCAAAUCAGCCGACGUUAUGAGGCGGGCUAACCUUUGGGAGUUUUUUAUAUACUCUAUUUAUUCUCCUCUUAGCACAGAUGAUCCGCUUCAUGCUAUUGCAAGCUUCUAUAUCCUUCACAACAUGUGCGCCUUCGUUUAUAAUAUUUUCUUGAAAUUUGUACCAAUUUUUACUAGUGCUCUAGAGUAAGCAGUGUGGUUAACGACUAUACUCGUAGCAAUUGUAAAUUUAACACACUAUCCACAAAAGCUGAAGAGUCUCGGUAUCUGGCAUCGUGUCUAUGUCCGGCUUAACCGCAUCACUAGGGCUAACUUGAUGGUGCUCCACUUUGGACGAGAAUUCUGAGUGACAUCGUCAGGGAUGGGUUUGCCUCCGGUCGGAGAUCACUCGAUUAAUACUGUAGGAGGACUCCUGCUUGUCCUAACUAAACGAGUGUCAGUAUCUUCUUACGUACUGAUUUAUUUUCACAUUUUUGACGAGUUUCGAGACAAUUUGAACUGAAACUAUACAGGUGCCAAGCCUAUGGUGAAGCUGUCUUUUGGAAAAAAUGGCGCGCUCUCCGCAACCGUUCUCUCCAACCCUAUUGUCAAUUUAGACUGGCUGUAUGAUAAUUUGUAAUAGCGAUCACCAGAGUGAUUUCCAUGAAUGAACUGAUUUUGUUUUGCGUCUGUCGGUGAACAAAUACACCCUACGUACCGAAAAUGGGAAAAUCUCUAAAGGUGUCUGUAAGCGGAAAAAAUAACUUAAAUGGGACCUCAGUGCUUGUAGCUCUGAACCAUAAUCUCAAGACAGUUGGUAUGCCGGCUUUUCAUUAAGAGUGCUCUCAGUCAUUUAUAAGCAACAUCGCUGCUUAGUCCGCGCCUCCUCUCCGUGUAUCCUGAAUGCUUGUGUGUGGUCGGUUAUUGUUCAUGCUUGCGGCGCGUGAACCGUCGAGCCAAAUUUGAUUUCAAAUUAUUCUGCAUUUGUUACUUACACAAAUCAGUGAUUGUAUUCUACAGGUUCAUUCAAUCUCAUACUUUUGUGCAUGCUCUCUCCAAAUAGCUUUCUACCUAAGGGUACUGGCAUGUUUCAUAGUCAUCACGCAUAGGUCCUGACAGUUCUCGGUCUUGUGUUAUUACUAAGAGUUCCUUGGACUUGGUGGUGUAGCUGUUUUGAACGCAUUUUGGUGGUUGCGCAGGCACUGCGCACACGAUCACCAACAACGUGAAAGCUAUGCUGAGGAACACCAAUACCGAUCAACCCAUCCCGCCUGUCCGCACUGUGGGCGUACGUUUAAGGGUCGGCUCCCUCCGUGCUGGAUACUUGCAUCUCCACGCAGCUCACGCUAACUCGGGCCGAGUACGACAACACGGCUGAUAGUCAUUUGACCGUCCGACUAACCACUGUAGUGGCAAUGAAAUGAGAGCAAGAUGGGGUACAUGGCGCAUCCGAUGUGGCACCUAGGAACUCUGGGCUCCUACGGCGACUCCUCUGUGCCUCUGUCCCUGUGCAGUGUCCUCACAGACCAGCAAUUCCUCCAUAUAGGGCAGCAAGUACGCUCCGACCGCGCCAGCGUAAGUGUGAAUUUAGGGCUGAGGCUGAACUUGCUGGGAAAGUUCGAGUGAACCGUAGCAUCGAACAUUAAAGUACUGCACCCAUUCUGCAAACACAAUUGGAAAGUGGUAGUUAGUCUCGAUUUGGUGGGCGUGAGACCGUAUUAUGUGCGUAUUAACCGCAAUACAAGCCGUGCCAGCCUCCAAUCUCAGUUGUGUUGGUUGAAAUCCUGGUUAUUUGUUGUGUGGACCGGGGAGUGUGGUGGAACGCCAAGGUGAGGAUCCGUCCGAGCCAUCCACCUGCGGCCUCCCUCGUCUCCGGUCUUCUUGACUCUGUCUUGACACCGGGCUCGGGCGAGGGAGGAGGAGAGAGUGUAGGUAGAUGCAGCGCAAGUCUACCGGCACUAUAAACCCCUGCGCAAGUCACCGUCCCUGUUCCCACCGCUGCUGCAGCUGUGGGGCGCCCGGUGGACAUAAUCGAAAUCGAUAGUCGAAUUGUCACAAGCAAAUUAACGGACAGGGACCCCUUCAGCUAAUCUAUGAGCCCUACGUUGAACAGAACUUCCCGACUUGUGCUGCUAGUGUACACUGCGUCUUCUCCUUUGGGACGUCAUGCGACUCAAAUACAGGGUGGAACCAGUUCUCUAUCCACAAACAGGCUCGUCCACAAGGGACGGAUACCUGACCGGAAAUUCAGCUUGGUCCUCAGGUCUGAAGAAUCAUCAGCGCCGACGAACGGACUGCCGUUUGGAAUUCUACAACGUCGCGCUGUGGCGACCACGAGCCGUCACUGCACAGUCCUCUCCCACUCAGGACGUUGAUAUCGGUGAAAAAUAUUAUAAUGUCUAGAAAUAAUUAAACUAUGCUGCUACCGUGUCAGGAUCCAUUUCUUUGCAGUCACUGGCUUCACCUUCCCUCCUUCCUACCUUAUGCACUGCUUAGGCAAUUGAGCUGAACCUGAACGAAAAUAAAGUGGACACGAUUGCCGAGUCGAUCGCCCGUUGCCCGCGCCUCAAAGUCCUUCGACUGGCACACAAUGCAAUCACCCUUCAGGCCUUCCCAAUGAGCAUCCUCGAGAACUCCACGGUCUCCCUCCUCGUCCUUGAAGGCAACCCCCUGCAGAUAAAGACCCUCCAGGAACUCCCCGCACAUGCUAAGGUAGACACUUGCCUCAUACGCUUGGCUAGAAGAGACUUUUGUUGA